AUGGCAGAGAUAUCCAGUGAGCCCGUUUUGAAGGCGCUGCUUCACCAGGACUUCCUUCCAGCAGACUUCAAGACGCCCAUGGCUUGGAGCUCGGGGGUUGCUUCGCUGGAUUUCGGUGGGGCGGCGCCUGGCAGGGUGCUCGGAAGCGCUGAGAAUGCAGAGGAUGUGAGCAGAUCUGAGCACUGCUUGGGCCAAGGCCAGGCUGGCGGGUCGCCCGCAGGCUACAAGGCCUUGACCCGAUACGUCCAAAUCUUCGGCUCUGGCUUCUCCCAUCUUCUCACGCAUCUUCUCACCCUUUUCGAUAACUCAGAACAUGUAGGAAGAGAGCGAACCGGCGCCGAAGCUGUCCUCCCAGAGCCCGGCGGAUCAGUCACUGCUGCCGGCCAAGGCCUCGACAGAGAGCUCCCUUUGCUUCUUAGCCCCUUAGCCCCUGAGCCUCCUAGCCUCUUAGCCAGCAAGAUGAAAAGGCCUGCGCGCACAGCUGACCUCGUCGAUCACAUGCGCGUAUGGAAGUCUGACAGGGACGUAAAGAAGCGCCAGCGCGUCUCCGAGAGCAUGAAGUUCCUCCUUGCGCAGGAGGCCACGCAGACCAAGAAGGAGGAGGCCAAGACUGAGCUGGACGGACGCAGCUCUGCGCAGCCUGCGUACUCUGACCGGGAUGCCUUGGAACGGUCUGCCAACUUUACUCUUAACUUGAUGUGGAUCCUUUUUCUGCAAACUGCGCCCCUCUCAAGGCCUGCGCGCACAGCUGACCUCGUCGGUCACAUGCGCAUAUGGAAGUCUGACAGGGACGUAAAGAAGCGCCAGCGCGUCUCCGAGAGCAUGAAGUUCCUCCUUGCGCAGGAGGCCACGCAGACCAAGAAGGAGGCAAGGGCGAAGCGCAAGGAAGCCAUGAAGGACUGA
Messenger RNA from Symbiodinium natans, 903 nucleotides. The record is from the annotation of a GenBank genome assembly. NCBI's taxonomy places the organism in Eukaryota, Dinophyceae, Suessiales, Symbiodiniaceae.